GCUUGAUCGUCUCUUCAUUUUACUGGACACUGGUACAACACCAGUAACAAGAAAAGCAGCUGCACAGCAACUUGGGGAAGUAGUGAAACUGCAUCCUCAUGAACUGAAUAAUCUCUUAUCUAAAGUGUUAGUGUAUUUAAGAAGUACAAAUUGGGAUACCCGUAUUGCAGCUGGCCAGGCUGUUGAAGCAAUAGUGAAAAAUGUACCUGAGUGGAAUCCAACACCAAGAUCAAAACAAGAACCAGGCUCAGAAAGUCCUGUGGAAGAUUCACCUUCAACAGAUCGGUUGCGUUUUGACAGAUUUGAUAUAUGUCGGUUGUUAAAACAUGGUGCAUCUCUGCUUGGAUCUGCUGGUGCAGAAUUUGAAGUCCAAGAUGAUAAAUCAGGUGAAAUUGAUCCUAAAGAGAGGAUAGCACGACAGAGGAAACUGUUACAGAAGAAACUUGGCUUAGAUAUGGGUGCUGCAAUUGGGAUGAAUACUGAAGACCUGUUCAAUGAUGAAGAUCUGGACUACUCUCCUUCUUCAGUUUCACUAGUAAACAAACAACCUACUCUUCAGGCUGCCGAGUUAAUUGACUCAGAAUUUCGAGCUGGUAUGAGCAGUAGACAAAAGAAUAAAGCCAAAAGAAUGGCUAAGCUAUUUGCAAAGCAAAGAUCCAGAGAUGCAGUGGAAACUAAUGAGAAGAGCAAUGAUAGCACUGAUGGGGAACCAGAAGAAAAGAGAAGAAAAGUUGCAAAUGUUGUCAUCAACCAGCCUGCCACAGACUCAAAAGCAUUGGUAGAAAAUGCUCCAGAAGAGCCAAAUGAAUGGCCUCUGGAAAGCUUCUGUGAAGAGGUGUGCAAUGAUCUCUUUAACCCUUCUUGGGAGGUUCGACAUGGUGCAGGUACUGGACUGAGAGAGAUACUUAAAGCUCAUGGUAAAAGUGGUGGUAAAAUGGGAGAUAGCUCUUUAGAAGAGAUGGUUCAGCAGCAUCAGGAGUGGCUGGAAGACCUGGUUAUUAGACUCCUUUGUGUGUUUGCAUUAGACAGAUUUGGAGACUUUGUUUCAGAUGAAGUGGUAGCACCGGUACGUGAGACUUGUGCUCAGACUUUGGGAGUCGUAUUGAAACAUAUGAAUGAGACUGGAGUUCACAAAACUGUGGAUGUUCUCCUGAAGCUGCUGACACAGGAACAAUGGGAAGUGAGACACGGUGGUCUGCUAGGAAUAAAGUAUGCUUUGGCAGUACGUCAGGACUUGAUCAGCACUUUAUUGCCUAAAGUGCUGCCUGCAAUAAUUGAAGGUCUCCAAGAUCUGGAUGAUGAUGUCCGAGCUGUUGCUGCAGCAUCUUUAGUACCAGUAGUGGAAAGUCUGGUCCAACUUCAGUCUCAGAAGGUGCCUUUUAUUCUUAAUACCUUGUGGGAUGCACUUCUGGAGUUGGAUGACUUGACAGCUUCCACAAACAGUAUCAUGAUCCUUCUUUCUUCCCUUCUGACUUAUCCUCAGGUCCGCAAAUGCAGUAUUCAGCAGUCACUCACAGUUUUGGUCCCACGUGUGUGGCCGUUCCUGCAUCAUACUAUAUCUUCUGUGCGAAAAGCAGCACUGGAGACAUUAUUCACACUGCUGUCCACCCAAGACCAGAGCUCUUCAACAUGGCUGACUCCAAUUCUGCAAGACAUGUUGAGGCACAUAUUUCAAUUUUGUAUCUUAGAAAGCAACCAAGAAAUUUUGGAUCUUAUUCACAAGGUAUGGCUGGAACUGUUAAACAAGGCAUCUGUACAGUAUGUGGUUGCAGCUGCUUGUCCAUGGAUGGGAGCCUGGCUCUGUUUAAUGAUGCAGCCAUCUCACUUGCCCAUUGACUUAAACAUGUUGCUAGAAGUAAAAACUAGAUCAAAAGAAAAGGCAGGUGCUAAACUGCGUCAAGGUCAAACCCAGAAUAAGGAAGUGAUUCAGGAAUAUAUUGCUGGGGCAGACAGCAUCUCAGAAGAUCCAGCAACCAGGGAUUAUGUUGUCAUGCGAGCUCGGAUGAUGGCAGCAAAGUUGCUGGGAGCACUUUGUUGCUGCAUUUGUGACCCAAGUGUAAAUACUGUUACUCAAGAAAUAAAGCCAGCUGAAUCAUUAGCUCAGCUAUUGCUCUUCCACUUGAAUUCUAAAUCUGCCUUGCAGAGGAUUAGUGUUGCAUUAGUAAUCUGUGAGUGGGCAGCCUUGCAAAAGGAGUGUAGAACUGUGGCCAUUUGUGUGCAGCCUCGCUUACUUGGGGUCCUUUCUGAACAUCUCUAUUACGAUGAAAUUGCUGUUCCUUUUACACGAAUGCAGAACGAAUGUAAACAGCUCAUUUCAUUGUUAGCUGAUUCACACAUUGACAUUGGAAACAGAGUAAACUGCAGUGUAUUUACAAUAGAUCAAGCUAAUGAGCUGGUUACUUCUGUUUUCAAUGAAGCAACAUCAUCCUUUACUUUGAAUCCUAAAAUUCUACAACAGUUGGAUAGUAAACGACAACAAGUCCAAAUGACUGUUACAGAAACAAAUCAAGAAUGGCAGGUGUUGCAUCUGCGAGUCCAUACAUUUGCUGCAUGUGCAGUUGUGAACUUGCAGCAACUUCCAGAAAAACUAAAUCCUGUUAUAAAGCCCUUAAUGGAAGCUAUCAAAAAAGAGGAGAAUACACUUGUACAAAACUAUGUGGCUUCGUGUAUAGCAAAGUUACUUCAGCAGUGUACAACAAGAUCUCCUUGUCCCAACUCAAAGAUUAUAAAAAAUCUCUGCAACUCUCUCUGUGUGGACCCGCAUCUGACCCCACUGGCAGCAUGUCCUGCACAGCCUCAGAGCAGCAGCUAUGAAAACUCAAAAGGGCCCAGCUCUGAUAAAGAUGGGAUGCAUCAUACAGUUACUAAGCACAAGGGAAUAAUUACACUGUACAGACAUCAGAAAGCUGCUUUUGCUAUCACCAGUCGGCGAGGUCCUACUCCAAAAGCUCCAAAAGCCCCAGUUGUAGAUCUCCCUGCUGGCAGUAGUGGAAGCAUUCCUACAGAACUUGACGAGGCUCAGAAACCUUAUGUUGUACAGAGAAGAGGAGCUGAAUUUGCCUUAUCUACUAUAGCUAAACAUUUUGGUGCUGAAAUGGCAACAGGAUUGCCACAUCUCUGGGAUGCUAUGGUUGGUUCAUUAAGGAACAACAUUCACAUAAAUAAUUUUGACCGAAAGUCCUUAUUGGAAAAAGGAGAUGCUCCUGCCCAGGAGCUUGUAAAUUCUUUGCAGGUUUUUGAAACAACAGCGGCUGCAAUGGAUACUCAGCUACAUCCUCUG
Nestor notabilis (Kea) is the source of this 3280-nucleotide messenger RNA. It is a transcript of the gene BTAF1, whose product is annotated as BTAF1 RNA polymerase II, B-TFIID transcription factor-associated, 170kDa. Lineage: Eukaryota; Metazoa; Chordata; Aves; Psittaciformes; Psittacidae. The annotation marks the transcript as partial. The record is from RefSeq and is a predicted model, not a curated record. The transcript is spliced from 22 exons. Gene Ontology annotation, molecular function: TBP-class protein binding; ATP hydrolysis activity; DNA binding.